This is a messenger RNA of Aedes albopictus (Asian tiger mosquito), 519 nucleotides long. RefSeq lists its product as uncharacterized. The coding region runs from base 1 to 519 and encodes 172 amino acids. The record is from RefSeq and is a predicted model, not a curated record. The transcript has a single exon. Lineage: Eukaryota; Metazoa; Arthropoda; Insecta; Diptera; Culicidae.
AUGGACAUCAAGAUUGUUGGUUUUACGUGCCUUAUCCUGGUUCAACUAUGCACGGCAGCCGAAGUGAUAGUCAGCAAUUAUCGAUUGGAUCCACAAACUGAUCCCGGAUUUUUCAACCCUGGUACCCUACGAGUCACGAGAAAAUCACGCAAACUGCUGGUCAUUUCGGGAUGGUGGGAGAUUUUGCAGAACGCCGGCGAAGACGUUCGCAGUAUAAAUUCAGUGUUGCAUAAGAACGUUCUGACCGGACGAUAUGAGAAAGUUUGGAGUCAAAAUGUAACUGCUUGCGAACUUCUCAAUAAGAAUAGGUCUGUUCUACCGAAGAUCAGGAAGGUGUCCAAUUUUCCGCCAGCAGGAAUGUGUCCGUUUCCAAAAGGACGUUACACAAUUGACAACUACAAGUUCGAGCUUCCGGAGGCAUUCCCUCUUCCGCCGGGAGAUUAUAUUAUUGUUGAACGAAUGAUCAAAGAUGGACAUUUUCUGCUUGGAUUGGAAUGGCCAAUUACGGUGCAUUACUAG